AUGAUAUCUCUUAAUGAACCUUCGCGCUGUGCUGUCAGUCACUCUACCGCCCCGCCGCGCACUCUACCGCCCCGCCCCGCACUCUACCGCCCCGCCCCGCACUCUACCGCCCCGCCCCACACUCUACCGCCCCGCCCAACACUCUACCUACCCGCACUCUACCGCACCUCCCCGCACUCUACCGCAUCGUCCCGCACUCUACCGCACCUCCCCACACUCUACCGCACCGUCCCGCACUCUACCGCACCUCCCCGCACUCUGCCGCGCCGCCCCGCACUCUACCGCACCGCCCCGCACCUCCCCACACUCUACCGCACCGCCGCGCACUCUACCGCACCGCCGCGCACUCUACCGCCCCGCACUCUGCCGCGCCGCCGCGCACUCUACCGCACAGCCGCGCACUCUACCGCCCCGCCGCGCACUCUACCGCCCUGCCCAGCACUCUACCGCCCCGCCCCGCACUCUACCGCACAGCCGCGCACUCUACCGCACAGCCGCGCACUCUACCGCACAGCCGCGCACUCUACCGCCCCGCCGCGCACUCUACCGCACAGCCGCGCACUCUACCGCACAGCCGCGCACUCUACCGCACCGCCCCGCUCUCUACCGCACAGCCGCGCACUCUACCGCACAGCCGCGCACUCUACCGCACAGCCGCGCACUCUACCGCACCGCCCCGCUCUCUACCGUACAGCCGCGCACUCUACCGCACCGCCCCGCUCUCUACCGCACAGCCGCGCACUCUACCGCACCGCCCCGCUCUCUACCGCACAGCCGCGCACUCAACCGCACAGCCGCGCACUCUACCGCACAGCCGCGCACUCUACCGCACAGCCGCGCACUCUACCGCACAACCGCGCACUCUACCGCACCGCCGCGCACUCUACCGCCCCGCCGCGCACUCUACCGCACCGCCGCGCACUCUACCGCACCGCCCCGCACUCUACCGCACCGCCGCACACUCUACCGCACCGACCCGCUCUCUACCGCACAGCCCCGCGCACUCUACCGCACCGCCCUGCUCUCUACCGCACAGCCGCGCACUCUACCGCACCGCCCCGCACUCUACCGCACCGCCGCGCACUCUACCGCACCGCCCCGCUCUCUACCGCACAGCCGCGCACUCUACCGCACCGCCCCGCUCUCUACCGCACAGCCGCGCACUCUACCGCACCGCCGCGCUCUCUACCGCACAGCCGCGCACUCUACCGCACAGCCGCGCACUCUACCGCACAGCCGAGCACUCUACCGCACAGCCGCGCACUCUACCGCACCGCCCCGCUCUCUACCGCACAGCCGCGCACUCUACCGCACAGCCGCGCACUCUACCGCACAGCCGCGCACUCUACCGCACCGCCCCGCUCUCUACCGCACAGCCGCGCACUCUACCGCACAGCCGAGCACUCUACCGCACAGCCGCGCACUCAACCGCACAGCCGCGCACUCAACCGCACAGCCGCGCACUCUACCGCACAGCCGCGCACUCUACCGCACCGCCCCGCUCUCUAUCGCACCGCCCCGCUCUCUACCGUACAGCCGCGCACUCUACCGCACCGCCCCGCUCUCUACCGCACAGCCGCGCACUCUACCGCACCGCCCCGCUCUCUACCGCACAGCCGCGCACUCAACCGCACAGCCGCGCACUCUACCGCACAGCCGCGCACUCUACCGCACCGCCCCGCACUCUACCGCACAGCCGCGCACUCUACCGCACAGCCGCGCACUCUACCGCACAGCCGCGCACUCUACCGCACAGCCGCGCUCUCUACCGCACAGCCGCGCACUCUACCGCACAGCCGCGCACUCUACCGCACAGCCGCGCACUCUACCGCACAGCCGCGCACUCUACCGCACCGCCCCGCUCUCUAUCGCACCGCCCCGCUCUCUACCGUACAGCCGCGCACUCUACCGCACCGCAACGCUCUCUACCGCACAGCCGCGCACUCUACCGCACCGCCCCGCUCUCUACCGCACAGCCGCGCACUCAACCGCACAGCCGCGCACUCUACCGCACAGCCGCGCACUCUACCGCACCGCCCCGCUCUCUACCGCACAGCCGCGCACUCUACCGCACAGCCGCGCACUCUACCGCACAGCCGCGCACUCUACCGCACAGCCGCGCACUCUACCGCACAGCCGCGCACUCUACCGCACCGCCCCGCUCUCUAUCGCACCGCCCCGCUCUCUACCGUACAGCCGCGCACUCUACCGCACCGCCCCGCUCUCUACCGUACAGCCGCGCACUCUACCGCACCGCCCUGCUCUCUACCGCACAGCCGCGCACUCUACCGCACAGCCGCGCACUCUACCGCACAGCCGCGCACUCUACCGCACAGCCGCGCACUCUACCGCACAGCCGCGCACUCUACCGCACUGCCGCGCACUCUACCGCACAGCCGCGCACUCUACCGCACUGCCGCGCACUCUACCGCCCACCUUCCCUAA
Messenger RNA from Procambarus clarkii (red swamp crayfish), 2445 nucleotides. Lineage: Eukaryota; Metazoa; Arthropoda; Malacostraca; Decapoda; Cambaridae. The record is from RefSeq and is a predicted model, not a curated record.